CCCCCUGGCAGCUCCGCGCUCUCUGCAGCUGCAGAGCCAAGGGAGGCGCGGAACAUGGCGCUGCGCCGGCCGGGGACCUUGCAGGGUUCCGGGGACGAGGCCGGUUCUUCUCUCCCCUUGCCGGGAAGGCUGCUUCUUCUGCCCCUUUUGCUCCUUCUGCUGAGCCCCGGCCGUGCCGGCUCUUCUUCCUUCGACCGCCGGGGCCCCGUGGUGCUGGGCAUGAGGCUGGAGCGCACCGACCGGCCGCUGUCCGAACCGGAGGAGCCGGAGGCAGAAGCGACGUCGGGCGUGUUGCAGGUGCAGGAAGGUGCAGAGAUCGUGUUGCGCCUUUACGGGCUGGAUUUGAGCCCCCGCGUUUACCAGGCGGUCUAUUUCGCCGAAGCCGGCCCCAACGCUACUUGGUCCCCCCGGGCUACCAACGCCACAUGCCCGGAGAAAAGCCAAGACUUGGUCGUGCAUGCUCACGCCGGCCCCAGCCGCCCCACUUCGGCCCUGAUCGGCGUCAAAAUCCAACGGCUGCGCAAAGCCGAGCGAUCCAAGCUCUACGUCCUCUGCGCGCGGAGCGAUCCUAACCGGCCUUGGCUGCGCCUGGAAGGCGAGGAUGCUUUCCUGCGCGUGCUGGAGGGGAAGCAGCACUUGCUCCCUUUGUGGCUCCAGAUCUUGCUCCUGGUGGCCCUGCUGGUGCUCUCCGGUAUGUUCAGCGGGCUCAACUUGGGGCUGAUGGCGUUGGAUCCCAUGGAGCUGCGCAUCGUCCAGAACUGCGGCAGCGAGACGGAGAAGCGUUACGCCCGCAAGAUCGAGCCCAUCCGUCGCAAGGGCAACUAUUUGCUGUGCUCCCUCCUAUUGGGUAACGUCUUGGUCAACACCACCCUUACCAUCCUCCUGGAUGACCUGAUAGGAUCCGGCUUGGUGGCCGUCAUUGCGUCCACCUCCAGCAUCGUGAUCUUCGGGGAGAUCGUGCCCCAGGCGCUCUGCUCUCGCCACGGUUUAGCUGUGGGGGCCAACACCAUCAUCCUCACCAAGAUUUUCAUGCUCUUGACCUUCCCCAUUUCCUACCCGAUUAGCAAGAUCCUAGACUUCCUGUUGGGUCAAGAAAUCGGCACCGUCUACAACCGGGAGAAGCUGAUGGAGAUGUUGAAGAUUACGGAACCUUACAACGAUCUGGUCAAGGAGGAGCUGAACAUGAUCCAGGGAGCCCUGGAGCUUCGGACCAAGACGGUGGAGGACGUCAUGACCCCAAUUCACGACUGCUUCAUGAUCAACAGUGACGCCAUCUUGGAUUUCAACACCAUGUCUGAAAUCAUGGAAAGUGGUUACACCCGUAUCCCAGUCUUUGAAGAAGAACGGUCCAACAUUGUGGAUAUCCUGUACAUCAAGGACUUGGCUUUUGUGGAUCCUGAUGACUGCACCACCCUCAAGACGAUCACCAAGUUCUACAACCACCCUGUCCAUUUUGUCUUCCAUGACACCAAGCUGGACGCCAUGCUGGAGGAAUUCAAAAAGGGUAAAUCACACCUGGCUAUUGUCCAGAAGGUCAACAAUGAAGGUGAAGGGGACCCCUUCUAUGAAGUGUUGGGAUUGGUGACGCUGGAAGACGUCAUUGAGGAGAUAAUCAAAUCAGAGAUCCUGGACGAAUCGGAUAUGUACACCGACAACCGCACCAGGAAGCGUGUGAGCCACAAAAAGGACAAGAAAGAUUUCUCCGCCUUCAAAGACAACGACACGGAGUCGAAAGUGAAGAUUUCCCCGCAGCUGCUUCUGGCUGCUCAUCGCUUUCUCUCCACCGAGGUGACGCAGUUCACGCCUGCUUUCAUUUCGGAAAAGAUCCUCUUGCGCCUUCUCAAGCAUCGGGAUGUCAUCAACGAGCUGAAGUUCGACGAAGAGAACAAGAAGUGUCCCCAGCAUUUCCUCUUCAACCGGAACAAGCCCGCCGAUUUCUUCAUCCUCAUCCUUCAGGGUAAAGUGGAGGUAGAAGCCGGGAAGGAGAACAUGAAGUUUGAAACUGGACCGUUCUCCUAUUACGGAGUGAUGGCUUUGAGUCCCGUUGUCACAACACCGCCAGACAGGUCCCAGCCGCAGUCUAUUAUACAGAGAGGAUCCUUGCAUUCCAAGCUGUCAGUUUCAGAAAUACGUUCUCCAUCUCAUAUGAGUAACCUGAAUCGCUCGGCGUCUCUAUGCUACCACGAGCGCACCGAGUCCAUCUCUUCCAAUGUCAGCGGUAGCAACAACCAGCUUAAUGUCAUCGUGAGUACCCAGAACCUGUCGGACUUCAGCGUUCGUGCUCUUACGGAUCUGCAGUACGUCAAGAUCACGCGCCUCCAGUACCAAAACGGUCUCAUGGCCUCCCGUCUGGAGAGCUGCCCCCCGUCCCCCGACGGGAGCCCCCCCAAACAGGACCCCUCCUCGCCCGAAAAGGGGAGCACCCUCUCAACCAACGAGAUGAUUGGCCUCUUGAACGAAAGGAACUGCCAGCAUCAAAAGACGAACCACAAUCCUUCCGACAACGUGGUUUGACCCCGGCAUCGGGGCAGUUUGGCCCCCCCCCCGGUCCAGCUGGUGUCCUUUUUUUUCCUUUCCAAAGACACGAAGAGUGCCCGCAGAAGAUUCUGAUUGUGCGUCUUAUCAACCUCAGGUAGCAGCUCCCCACCUGCGCUCUCUGGUACUGUUUCCGACUCACCUGCCCUGAGUUUUAUUAUUAUUAUUAUUAUUAUUUUCCAGCCAGGUGGUUUGGAUCAGAGAGGGGAAGCCAGCCUGCCAGCCAUCCUUGGAAAGCAAUAGUCCAGCCACCUAUUCUAAGGUGACAGGCCCCGCCCUAGCUCACCUGUCUGCAUCGAAGCGAGCUGCAUUAGCAGGAUGGGCAGAUUCUCCCUUUCCCUGUGCUGGUUUUUAACUCAACGGAGAGGAAGGCGCAGCCAGGGGAGGGGGUUUAACUCGAAGGAGCUGCCUUUUUUUCCCCCAGAGUGCCCAGUUCUCGUUUCUGCCUUCCCCACACCAGGGAAGGACGUCCUUCCAAAGCAGCAUGGGGUUACAAAAGGUGGCACAGUAGAAGACGCAGACUUAUGGAGAUGCCAGCCACCUUCUCUUGAUAAGACAGACUUCGCUUUUCCCAUCUCAGGGAGUUCCGAGACUUCGUUAUUUGGGGUUAUCUAUUUCCCCACCCUCUUUAAUCAAGCCAUCGGGGUAUUUGAGAGCAAGGGAUACGUGCCUGACGAGGAGGAACCAGCCGGAGUUUCCACGUUGACGGAAUCUGUCCCUUCUCCUCUGUUUCGGGGAGAAAGUUGGUUUUCCUGAAUCGAUGCGCAUUCUCCCUUCCGUUCCAGCUUUUCGGCCUCUGCUUCAAGGGACCCGAACUAAAUCACCCAUAGGAUAAAUAACAGCAGGAAGUCCAUUGAAAGUUGCAUCUGGUUGCAUUGCAGAUCAAUGCCUCUCUCAGUUGUUGUUUCUUUUUAAACCUUCUGCAAAUAGAAAACGUAACGUAGCGAGAUAAAUAUCAGGCAGAGGUACAGCUUUUUCCUCCGACGUACGUUCUUUCUACUUGCAGGGAGAUGUCUUAAUUUGGGUUAACUGUUCUCAUUUUGUUUUUUUAAAAAAAAAACUUGGGGAAGAUUUAAAUGAAUUACCCUCCGUUUUCUGUCUCCAGAGGUACUGUUCGUUUUUGCCAACUCGAAACGGGGGGGGGCUAUAGUUGUAUAUAGAUUUCCAGUUUCAAGGUACCCCGUGCGUUUGCGUGAGUUUCUGGCGCAGUCGAAGUCGUGGGAUCAGUUUGCGGCGUUUGGAGGGUUUGCAAAUUGAAGGCAAGAUUAAAAAUUGGAACAUGGGAGUAACUGCAGCUGGGGAAUAAAAAGGACUGCCGUUCCGGAUCUAAAUGCUUGGAUCAUCUUUUUGGAGUGGAUUCGAACACGUGGCUAUAAUUGUAGUAAUCAAUUCCAUUUUGUUAUAUAUAUUUUUUCCAACCUGACUUGGAGCCAACGUCCUCUGGGUUUAGCUGUGGACCACGUAUAAACCAUGUUUUAUUGGGAUAUGUAGGACAACUGAGUGAAAUUAUCUGAUUAUUACAUUAUCCCAAGAUAAUGUUAUCCUCUCUGUUUUUCUGCAGCUUUUUUUUAACAAUGAUUGUUUUCCACCGGUUGGAAUCCGAAUAAGAUCUCAGGGGGUUCAUUUUCAGUGGCCAAAUAUCAUGGGAUUAUACCUUGAUAUAAAACCGUUGCAAUUUAGACCGGCGUGCGAUUUUGGGGAACAACUUUGGAGGCCACUUCGAAAACAGCUUUUUGUAAACAAAGGACGCCGAGCGCGAUCAGUGGAUCAAAGCCAAUAGGCAAAAAAAUGCCAGUUUCAUUUAAGGAUGUAUUCAUUGGAACAGGUGUUGCCUCCGAAACCUCAGCGCAGCUGCAGUGCGGGUAUGAACGCUCAGUCCUUCAGCAGAUGUUGCAAACUUGAAAACCAGAUGUUGGAUUGGCAGAGUCAGCUCUUCAAGGCCGGGAGAGCACAUACGAAUGUAAGCGCGUUCAAUCCCUCCACUCGUAAUCAGUUACCAUUCAGAAAUGUCUUUUUCAAAUUUGCAAAGCCGUCUCGGAAAACGGGAAUCGUUUGCGCAUCCCCGGUUGAACAUUUCCAUCCCUGUGUCUCUGGCAUCUUCAGUUCUCCUGCUUUCUUUCUUUUUCUUUUCUUUUUUUACAAAAGACAUCUCACGUUUCAAUUUUGCUUCCUCUGACCUUCUGGAGUUUUAAAUUCCUCCCCACACAUCCCUUUAUGGUCAAGGCCUAGGGCACAAUGACAGCGUCUCUCCCAUUUUGAGAAUCUCCCCAGAUCUGUAAGGCUUCACUUCUUUUUCAUCCCUAGAUAAAUGGUUGAUGACAACUGGGGCAUUAUGCGAAUUGUAACAAAACACAUCUGGAGGGAAUUCGAUUCAAGAUGGCUGCCUACCAUACACUCCUCUUCUUUUCUGAGUUGGAUUAGGUACCCACUGAUUUUAUGGAUAUUUCUGUGUUGUUGUUUUUUUGGCGACAAUAUAGAAGUGACUUCCCCAUUGCUUUUUUCAGGAUUUUUUUUUUUUUAAAUUUGUCGGUCUAACUUGCAGCCUAUCCCAGCAUCACCAGAUUUGACCCUUUUUUUAUAACUUGUUGAAAUCAAGUAAGGUUGGCCAUGGAAAUCAUAAAUGUAUGUCACUGAAUUAAAUGAUUUCCAUCUCUGUUUUGGCCCUCUUUCCUUCUUCCCAGUUGAAUUCAAGAGUGUCGUUUCCUGCUCGUCCUACCCAACUCUUGGACACCCUACCUAUCCUUGUCAUCUCAUAAAAAGGAACAAGCACACUAAUAAUACUAUAUUGAGUAAUAACGCUACAAGGAUGCUAAUAGAUGCCAACUAUGAUAUCACCUGAGUCACCUAGCAACCUCUAGAUAAUUAAGAACUUAAUUGGGAAUUAAGAAAAUUAAAAUAAUGGAGAACGUUCCGGCGCCUUGUUUAAAGAUUCAGGGCACUUCCUGCAUUUAUUGCAGAAGUGGGGAUUCUCCAGAGCCUCAUCAAAUGCUGAAUGAGGUUUGAUCAAUCUUAAAAGAGAUUCAUCAGGUGGAGAUCUUUCCUACGUAAAGGGAAAAGUUUAAAAAUAAAUUAAUGACAUCUUGCACGACAGAAGAGCGACCAACAGAAUUGUGUGUUAUGCUACUCCAUAACAUGCACGUGACAUCUCUCUUACUCUGAGGUUGCACGUCUCAUCUCUCUGCCACUCCUUGUUCAGGUGUUUCUUGUGCAGGAACUCACGCAGAGAGACUGAGGGUGGGUUUUACUCCUCUCUCUCUCUCUCUCUCUCUCUCUCUCUCUCCCUCUCUCUCCCUCCCUCUCUCCCUCCCUCUCCCUCUCUCUCUCUCUCUCUCUGUUGCUUGUGUCAUGGUUUAUUUGGCAUACCGGUUUUUAUUUUGUAACUCAGGAUCAAGGUGCAGCUCUGUAUCCAUAGGGAGAGAUACCUGCAAAUCGAUGUAAACACAACAGGGAACCCUCUCAUAAGCCCGGUGCAGCCCAGAAGCACCGAAAAAAAGGCUUCGGUUUGCGAUGAACAAAAAACAGGAUGGGGAAAUUUUAAGCAUCCAGGGCUGCUGUGUGCAGGCCGACGUUGCAAAGAGGGGAAUUCUUGGGGUGGGGGGGUUAUUUUUUGAGUUUUGCAUCUAGACGAGGGGAAGCUUUUUAAACUAAGUCUACUAUACAGAGCUUAUAAUACUAUGCAUUUUUAGCGAUGACGGUUCACGCUGCCCAUUUGCACAACUGCCAUUAAAGGAGAUUCUAGAGGAGAUUUGAUUUGGGGGGGAGAAACCCUUUUUCUGGCAUUCCUCCCUCCCCACAAAUCAGCUGGCGUUACAACGUUGAGAAUUUCCAUCUCCGUUCUUGGAGAUGUGGAAAGUUCUCCUUUUAACCAGACCAGACAACACCACAGUCAGGGUAGGGGUGGGUUCUAAUUUUUUUUUGCUACCGGUUCUGUGGACGUGGCUUAUUUUGUGGGCGUGGCUUGGUGGGGGGGUUAAUGUGACGAUGGGUGUGGCCAACUUUUAUUUAUUUAUUUAUUUUUAAAAGCAUUUUUUCUACAACCUUAAGAGGUUGCAGAAAAAAAAUGCUUUUAAAAGCCUCUGACGAUCAGGCAACUCAGCUGGGAUCAUCAGAGGCUUUUAAAGGCAUUUUUUCCCCUACAAUCUCUUCAGCCAAAGAGGUUGUAGAAAAAAAUGCUUUUAAAAGCCUCUGAUGAUCCCAGCUGAGCCGCGUGAUCAGAGCCUUUUUUUUUUUUACUUUUAAAAGCAUUUUUUCGGCCGAAGAGGUUGUAGAAAAAAUGCUUUUAAAAGAAAAAAAAAAGCCUCUGAUGAGGACGGGGUAAGCGAGCAGCAACCGGGCCGGGGACUGGUUCAGGGGUGUGGCCAGCCAAUGUUAUUACCGGUUCUCCAAACUACUACAAUUUUUUACUACCGGUUCUUGCGAACCGGUGUGAACUAGGAGCAACCCAUCACUGAAUCAGGGAUGGGAUUCAGCCGGUUUGGAUUGGUUCGGGCAAACUGGAUGCAAAUUUUACAUCUGCUUCGCCGAACCGGUAGUUACAAGGACUGGCUGGACCCCCAUCCCUCCCCUCCCAGAAGUUUCCACGUGGCCCGAGGCUCUGGGAAGGUGAAAAAUGGGCCUCCCGGAAGUCCGGAAAUGGCCCUGUUUCCGGCCUUUGGAGCCCAGGGGAGGCCUUUUUCUCCCGCCUGGAGGCUCAAGGAAAGCCUCCGGAGCCUGGGGAGGGCGAAAACGCCCCACCCCCCGCUGUGGUGCAGGAGGCCAAGGAGGCCACGCCCCCAUGGCCACGCCCACCCAGCAACCGGGCAGAGAAUCGGUUGCUAACAUUUUUCAGUCCCACCCCUGACCACGAUGGGGGGGAAAAAAACUAAACUAAACAAGGACGUCAGCCUGAAGUUGCAUUCUUGGCCAUCUGAAGAUAAAGCAAGAGAACGUAGCUUGCUGAUUUUGCUCCCUGCUGAAGCUUCUAUCGAAGGAGAAUUUAUGGUCUAAAUUAAAUGGUGCCGCAGGAGGAAGUACGGGUACUUUGUUAGCACUGAGUUUGCGGCAAGGAAGCCCACUCUGCACAACGGCGUAAGGAAAGAAAAAAUGAUACAUGUCGGACUCUGCCUACGUUGAGCCUCAGCUGUGGGAGUUUUACUCUUCAGGUUGGAGAAACCAGACAGUAAGACCCAGUGAGUGGGUCUUCCAAGAUAAAAGCAUAAAUAAUUUGGAAGCUGCUGUCCUCCUCCUAAAAUUGGUCGUUGGUUUAAGGCAGAAACAAAUGGAUGCCCUUGGAUCACCUUGCAUUCAGGUUGAAAGUCGAGUUCAGAAUAUGUCCCAUUUUGCAUGGUGAGCAUUAAAAAAAGUGUGAACACAGUUCUAUUUUUCCACAAGCCAAGCCUGGGGUCAGAAAAUUCCACUCGACAAGUUAAUCCUGCCUUUAAUAGUCGCGUGAGCCAAGCAUGAUGGCCAGCUGUCCAGUUAGGCUUUAUGCCUUUUUGCAGCAUACAUUCCUAAAUCAGUUAAGCUCAAGAGUAAGUGAGAAGGAAGCAGCGAUGCUCAAUCCCGCUUCAACCCGCAGGCUACCUCUUCAACCAGAUUGUAUUCUCUGCCAAGGAGCUUUCUCGCGAACCGAAAUUGCUGUUGUGUGUGAAGUGAGCUUCCAACACCCAAUGCCGUUUCUGGAUGUCGAGGCAAAAAGGACGUCCUUGUUUCACCUUGGCGACUUUGAAAACCUGGGGGGGGACUUCAGCUCCCAGAAUUCCCCAUUGCUGGCUGGAGAAUUCUGGGGAGCUGAAGUCCGCAAGUCUUCAAAGUUGCGGAAGUUGGAUACCCCUGGCCGAAAGCCAGGUCCUAAGAAAGGGAAGAUGCGUUUGUGUGUGUGUACGUGUUUUGUGUUGAAUUAAGAUCUUUUCUACCGCAUCCUUUUCUCGAUGCAGGAUUCUUGUUUUCCUUUUUUUUAAGAACUUUUGGGGAAAAGAGGACCCGCUGUCUUAUCUGUUCCUUUUCUGCCAGUCUUCUCUGUUGCCAUCCUUGCUACGAGAAGUUGGCUGAGCAGAGUUGGGUUUUGAGUUGGGUUUGGUCCUAGCAAUACUUAAUUCUGGAAUUUAGGAGGAAAGAAACAUCAUCUCUUCCUCUGUAACUUAAAACAAACCAACUAUGCAGGAGAGAUAGCUGGACCUACAACUAGGGAUGGACUCUAUCCAUGUUCCUUUCUCCCUUGCAGGGAUAUUAAAAAUGGACUUUUGCGCUUUCGAACAGCUUUAAUUGGACGAUACGUGUGUUUCCUUUGAAUGUAGCUUUUUGUCUGACGAUUAAAACAUUUUUUGUUUGUGUGUGGAAUCUCUAUUUCCCUUUUUAAAAACGAUUGAUGUUAUUAUUAUUCCUACGGAAAGCACAGUGGUUUCUCAACCUUUGCCCCUUUGUGGGUGACCUAAAUGUAAUUUAUUGUCUUUGUUUCUGAUUUUAAAAUACAAACACUAAGCUUUAAGAUUCUAGCUCCCUUGGUGGGAAGAUAUGCUGUAAAAGAAAGAUAAAAAUAAACGAUACCAAAUCAAAGAGUGGUGGAAAUGUUUUUUUCUUUUCUUUUCUUUUCUUUCUCAGCCUCACCUGUUUUAUAAAAGAGCCUGAGU
This is a messenger RNA of Pantherophis guttatus, 9143 nucleotides long. RefSeq names its product cyclin and CBS domain divalent metal cation transport mediator 4 (gene CNNM4). Gene Ontology annotation, biological process: magnesium ion transport; magnesium ion homeostasis. The record is from RefSeq and is a predicted model, not a curated record. Gene Ontology annotation, molecular function: magnesium ion transmembrane transporter activity; sodium ion transmembrane transporter activity. Gene Ontology annotation, cellular component: plasma membrane. NCBI's taxonomy places the organism in Eukaryota, Metazoa, Chordata, Lepidosauria, Squamata, Colubridae.